UUUCAAGAAAAGUCAUUCUUCUUUUGGAUAAUCAUUUUUCUUUAGUCUCUUCAGAAAGAAACUUUUUGGUUCGUUUCUUUGCUUCAUAGCUUUUGUUAUAUUCUGAUUCUGAGAAUUACUUCGACUCUAGUCACUAAACCACCGGUUGAUACUUUCGGAUUUGCAUAUAAAGCAUUGGAUUUUUACCUUUUUUUCUGCCUCAAGAAUCGAAAAAAUGAAAAUCUUUCUUAGGUGUUUCAAACCCAAAUUCUACAAGAAAUGUAAAUCUGCAACAAGUUACAUGAAGAUUCGGCUAGAAAUAGAAAGGAAAAGAAGGAUUGCAAUGAUUAAGUUUCUGAAAAUGGACAUUGUGGAAUUUCUCAAGAAUGGCCUUGAUUAUGAUGCUUAUAGAAGAGCAGAAGUAUUACUUGAAGAGCUUAGAAUUAUAUCGUGUUAUGACAUCCUUGAACGAUUCUGCGAUUGUAUCUCAGAAAAUCUCUCUCUUAUGCUGAAGAAAAGGGAAUGUCCUGAAGAAUGCAGAGAAGCAGUUUCCUCUUUGAUAUAUGCAGCUGCAUGGAUUCCUGAUGUUCCUGAACUUAAGGAUCUCAGGGCCGUGUUUACGCGUAGAUUUGGGAGUUUCAUUGUUUCUUCUGUCAAUUAUGAACUCGUUGAGAAAACUGAACUGAGAAGAAGACCAUCACGUGAGCUCAAGAUUCAGACAGUGAAAGACAUUGCAAAAGAGUUUUCUAUUGAUUGGGAUCCUACAGCUUUGAACCUGUUGCUGCUUAGACAAACUUCAGCUCUGCAAAUUGAGGAUAAGGUCGAGACAGGAGCUGAUGAUCCGAAUAUUGAGAGAAAGAAAAGUAUUGUUAAUGAUCAAAGUGAGAAUGAGUCGGCUCUUUCACAGGCUUGGACAAGAGAUUCAUUGUCAAACCGUAGUUUAAGUUCGAGUUCAAGCUCAAGUUUCGGUUCUCCAAGAAGAGACACUGAAAAGAAGAAGAAGAAGAAGAUUCUGCCUUACGGAAUAAUCUCUCCUUCAGAAACGAAACCAGGAGCUGGAAACGAUGAGAAAGCACAAGAGGAGAAGUUAGAGAAGAAGAAGAGUAUCGAUCAAGAAAACUCUAAGUUACUUAAGCCACAAGGCAGCGAAAAGGAAGCUUCUUCAACAAGAAAGAACGAGAGAACGUCGUCCUUUCAGAGACCUAAGCUCUUGGAUUAUGAUGAUGUAGUGGCUCGGCUUGCAGCUCUUCGCCGGAGAUAAGGUUUUCUAAUUGUAAUUAGCUAAUUAGAAUUCAUUUCAUUAAUUAUGUAAGUAUAUAUCGUUGUUAGCUUGAAAAUAGUAUAUUAGUUGUAUCUUUUCACCAAAAAGUAUUUGAGAAUCAAAUAUCAAAUGUAAAAUAUUUGAUGUUUCUGUAAAUUAUUUUGACAUAUCCAAGUUGUUUUAAUUUUAUUGAAAAAUAGUAUACUUCAGUAUUUAAUUUUUAUAA
Messenger RNA from Brassica napus (rape), 1466 nucleotides. RefSeq lists its product as uncharacterized. NCBI's taxonomy places the organism in Eukaryota, Viridiplantae, Streptophyta, Magnoliopsida, Brassicales, Brassicaceae. The record is from RefSeq and is a predicted model, not a curated record. Bases 215 to 1240 code for a protein of 341 amino acids. The transcript is spliced from 6 exons. Gene Ontology annotation, biological process: protein transport.